This is a messenger RNA of Mercurialis annua (annual mercury), 1041 nucleotides long. RefSeq names its product protein FAR1-RELATED SEQUENCE 5-like. Bases 1 to 1041 code for a protein of 346 amino acids. NCBI's taxonomy places the organism in Eukaryota, Viridiplantae, Streptophyta, Magnoliopsida, Malpighiales, Euphorbiaceae. The transcript is spliced from 3 exons. The record is from RefSeq and is a predicted model, not a curated record.
AUGCUUUUACAAACUAAUCCGGGGUCAGUAGUAGAUAUACAGACAUCCGAUGGAAAAUUUGAAUAUGUUUUUAUGGCUCUCGAUGCAUACAUAAAAGGUUGGAAGUACUGUAGACCAGUGAUUGUAGUCGAUGCAACAUUUUUAAAAUCAACCUAUGGUGGAAUGCUAUUGACAGCAUCCACCCAAGAUGGGAAUGGUAAGAUUUUUCCACUAGCAUUUGCUGUUGUUGAUUCUGAAAAUCAUGCUUCUUGGGAAUACUUUUUUGCAAAAUUACUAGAAGCUUUUGGUCGGAGGGCUGGAUUGUGUAUAGUAUCAGAUAGGCACGAUAGCAUAUCUGAGGCGGUCAAAAACAUUUUUCCAGCAGCAAGUCAUGGAAUUUGUGUAUACCAUUUACUAAACAAUGUUAAACUAAAGUUCAAAAAGAAAACAAAUGCAAAAGCGUUGAGAGAGUGUUUCCAUGGAGCUGCAAAGUCUUACUCAGUUCAGUCUUUUGACUAUUUCAUGGAGCAACUAGAUGCUGUAAAUGUUGCAAUUCGACCCUAUCUGGAAGAAAUUGGUGUCAAAAAAUGGGCAAGAGCACAUUGCACAGACAAUAGGUUCUCAACAAUGACUUCAUAUACAGCCGAAUCUAUGAAUGCAGCUAUCAAAGCAGCUAGGGAGUUACCAGUAGUGACACUUCUUGAAUAUUUGAGAUUCUUGACGCAAAAAUGGACUUACACGAAUAGAAAUGCUGCAAUCUGUACAAUGACUAAGUUGACAAGCAAAGCAGAAAAUGAUCUCAGAGAUAACUAUGCAAUUUCUUUGAAAAUAAAGGCUUCAACAUCAGUUACUAAUGUGCAUAAUGUAUUUCAAAUUGAUGAGAUGCCGUGUCCACAUACACUUGCAAUAUUAUCCUCACUACACCUAGAUCCUUAUCAAUACUGCUCUAAAUUCUUCACCAAAGAGAAUCUGCUUGCAAUGUAUGAUGGAGUUGUGUAUCCAAUGCCAAGUCAAAACAAUUGGUACCUACUGAAAUUGAGAGGAUUGAAAUACUUCCACUAA